This is a messenger RNA of Argentina anserina (silverweed cinquefoil), 1386 nucleotides long. Its product is annotated as deacetoxyvindoline 4-hydroxylase-like. The transcript has 2 exons. Bases 167 to 1258 code for a protein of 363 amino acids. The record is from RefSeq and is a predicted model, not a curated record. Lineage: Eukaryota; Viridiplantae; Streptophyta; Magnoliopsida; Rosales; Rosaceae.
CUUGUGCACUAGCGUGGCUGAAUCUUCACCACCUCAGUUCUUGAGUUGUUGAGUCUGUAAGCAAACACAUGAAACAUAACCAGCUGAAUCUGUAUACGAUUUCCUUGCCUUCAGUUCUUGAGUUACCAAACACCUUCAAUCCUUGACUCCUUGUAUUAAACAUAUCAUGGAAGUCUCAGAUAAAACUCAAUCUGCUGAAUACAACCGAGCUCUAGAAGUAAAGAGGUUCGAUGAUACGAAGGCUGGUGUCAAAGGCCUUGUAGAUGCCGGCGUUGGCAAAGUUCCAAAGAUAUUCAUAGCACCAUCCAAUGAUCACGCCGACUUUCCAACAUGUCAGCAACCAGAUUUGCUAGUUCCGGUCAUAAAUCUUGGUGGCCUCUACAGUGAUCGCCACAAGGAGAUUGUUAAUGAAGUUCGGAUUGCAUCUGAGAAAUGGGGUUUCUUCCAAGUAGUCAAUCAUGGAAUUCCAUUGAAUCUGCUUGAAGGUAUGAUCCAAGGGGUUAAGAAGUUUAAUGAGCAAGCUCUUGAGGUGAAGAAACAAUUCUAUAGUCGUGAUCUAAAUAGAACCGUGAGAUUCAAUAGCAAUUAUGAUCUCUACCAGUCUAAAGCAGCAAAUUGGAGGGACACUCUAGCUUUUACCAAGGCUGCAGUGGAUCAUGACCCCCAAAAACUCCCUCAAGUUUGUAGAGAAGUAACACUAGAGUAUGCAAACCAUGUCGUAAAGUUGGGAGAUCAACUCUUUGGAUUACUGUCAGAGGCUCUGGAACUUAGUCCGGAUUACUUAACAAGGGAAAUGGAGUGUGCCAAGUUUUAUACUUGUGUGUGCCACUACUAUCCAGUAUGCCCUGAACCAGAGCUAACUUUGGGAGCUGGGAAGCACUCAGAUCCAGCAUUCCUCACAAUUCUUCUUCAAGAUGAAAUUGGCGGCCUUCAAAUUCUUCAUGAAAAUCAGUGGGUAAAUGUUGACCCCAUUUCAGGAGGCUUAGUAGUAAACAUAGGGGACUUUCUCCAAGCCAUAUCAAAUGACAAGCUCAAGAGUGUACAACAUAGAGUGCUCGCCAACCGUGUCGGUCCACGAGUUUCUGUAGCUUAUUUUCUUAAAGGAGAGAUUGCUACCAAGCCCUACGGUCCGAUCAAAGAGCUCGUAUCAGACGAAAACCCUCCUGUCUACAAGGAAUUCUCCAUUGAGGAGUAUCAAGGCAAGUUCUUUUCUCAAGGGCUUGAUGAGAAGUCUACACUUGACCACUUCAAGUUAUGACACAACUAUAUUUCCGCUAUCUCAAGCUCUCCAUUUGAAAUAUUUGUCGUUGAAUGAACGUUCUAUGUGUAGUAAUAUUGUUCCAUAGUCUUGCACACCUUGCUAGGACUGCUUUCUUGGAUGAGUAC